GUGACCCCACUCACAGCACUGAAGUUUGCAGAGCUGACACUGAAGGCUGGCAUUCCCAAGGGUGUGGUCAACAUCCUCCCAGGAUCUGGCUCGCUGGUUGGCCAGAGGCUCUCAGACCACCCUGAUGUAAGGAAAAUAGGGUUCACAGGCUCCACAGAGGUGGGAAAACACAUCAUGAAAAGCUGUGCCCUGAGUAAUGUGAAGAAAGUCUCCCUGGAGCUGGGUGGAAAAUCACCCCUUAUCAUCUUUGCUGACUGUGACCUCAACAAGGCUGUGCAGAUGGGCAUGAGUUCCGUUUUCUUCAACAAAGGGGAGAACUGCAUUGCGGCAGGCCGGCUCUUUGUGGAGGACUCCAUCCAUGACCAGUUUGUGCAGAAAGUGGUGGAGGAGGUGGAGAAGAUGAAAAUCGGCAACCCCCUGGACAGAGACACCAACCAUGGUCCGCAGAACCACGAGGCCCAUCUGAAGAAGCUGAUGGAGUAUUGCCAACGUGGUGUGAAGGAAGGGGCCACACUGGUCUGUGGUGGGAACCAAGUUCCAAGGCCAGGCUUCUUCUUUCAGCCAACCAUUUUCACAGAUGUUGAGGACCACAUGUACAUCGCUAAGGAGGAGUCGUUUGGGCCCAUCAUGAUCAUCUCUCGGUUUGCUGAUGGGGACGUGGAUGCUGUGCUGUCUAGGGCCAAUGCCACAGAAUUUGGUCUGGCCUCUGGUGUCUUCACCCGGGAUAUCAACAAGGCCCUGUAUGUCAGUGACAAACUGCAGGCGGGCACUGUGUUCGUCAACACAUACAACAAGACUGAUGUGGCUGCACCUUUUGGAGGAUUCAAACAGUCUGGAUUUGGCAAAGACCUGGGAGAGGCGGCCCUGAAUGAGUACCUGCGGAUCAAGACUGUGACUUUUGAGUACUGAGGCCAAGUCUCUGUGAUACUUCUUCUGUACCCUGUUGGCCUCCUCUCAGGGAGCCCUGGCUGAUCUGGUGGCUUAGCACGUUCUUGUCCCCAGCACUGCUCCAGCUGCUGGAGCUACCCACCUGGACCCCUGCUGGUGACAGGACACCCUCCAAACAAUCAGAAGUGGCACCAAGUGGAGUGAGCAGUCAUGUCCCGCAUGAAUAAAUAUUAUGAACAGAGGUCACCUGCA
Grammomys surdaster is the source of this 1140-nucleotide messenger RNA. Its product is annotated as cytosolic 10-formyltetrahydrofolate dehydrogenase-like. The annotation marks the transcript as partial. The transcript is spliced from 8 exons. The record is from RefSeq and is a predicted model, not a curated record. Lineage: Eukaryota; Metazoa; Chordata; Mammalia; Rodentia; Muridae. Gene Ontology annotation, molecular function: formyltetrahydrofolate dehydrogenase activity; aldehyde dehydrogenase (NAD+) activity.